AUAUGAAAGAUAUCGCAGCCUUAUUCACCAUAUUUAGGAGAUCAUCAGCAAGUUUUUGCUUAGCUCCUAUCAUCAGGUUCUGAUAAUAUGGAAUUCUUCUAUAAACAUUCUCUACCUCUUCUUUUCAUUCUCCAAUUGUUAUGCUUCACUUCUAUAGGUCAAGCUUUGAACAGCAAUGUCACAGCUUUGUUAGUUUUUGGUGACUCCACGGUCGAUCCAGGAAACAAUAACAAUAUAAGAACGAUUUUUAAGGCAAAUUUUCCACCUUACGGGAGAGAAUUUGCAAACCAUACACCCACAGGAAGGUUCAGUGAUGGCCAGCUUACCACUGACUUUGUUGCUUCGUAUUUAGGCAUAAAAAAGUAUAUUCCACCGUAUUUGGAUCCAACUCUAAGCAUUCAGGAGCUGGUGACAGGAGUUAGCUUUGCGUCAGGCGCCUCUGGAUAUGAUCCACUUACGCCAACGCUAAGUAAUGUAAUUCCAAUGUCAAAGCAACUGGACUAUUUUAGAGAGUAUAAGAAAAAAAUUGAGCCAGCGAUUGGAAACCAAGGAAUCGAAGACCAUAUCAAUAAUGCAGUGUUCGUCAUCAGUGCUGGUACAAACGACUUCGUUGUCAACUAUUAUACUGUACCAGUUAGACGACAGAGCUACAAUGUCUCAAGUUACCAGCGAUUCUUACUUCAACAGGUUAAAGAGUUCAUUCAGGGUUUGUGGGAUGAAGGGGCUCGAAAGAUAGCGGUGUGUGGGCUACCUCCAAUGGGCUGCUUGCCAAUUGUUGACACCUUUUCUUCCAACAAUACUUUCACCAAUCGUAGUUGUAUUGAACAGUAUUCCUCUGUGGCAAGAGAUUAUAAUCAAAUGCUUCAAACUGAAUUGGAUGAGAUGCAACAAAGUUCAGCAAAUCAUGGUGCCAAAAUCUAUUACGUUGACAUAUAUGGACCGAUGUUCGACAUGGUUCAAUACCCUGAAAAAUAUGGGUAUGAAGAGGUUAAUGUCGGAUGUUGUGGAUCUGGAUAUGUAGAAACAUCAAUUUUGUGUAAUCAAGCUUCAACUGUAUGCACUGAUGCUUCUAAGUAUGUAUUUUGGGACGCAAUACAUCCUACUGAAAUGGCAUACAACGUUGUCUUUAAGGACAUUCGUUCUACAAUAGAUCUCAUCACCAGCGGCGUUGUCUCUUCUUCCAAAACCUGAUCUCUGCUCGUCACUGAUCACUCUCGUUAUCGAUCACUACUUGUCACCGAUUUCUGCCUGUCGUCGAUCCCUACACGUCGCUGAUCAGUAAAAGCUCUUUGUCUGCAACGUCGCAAGCUUGUCGGUGGAUGGACCAGUGGUGGAUGGGUAUGGUUUGGAUAUGUAUGGUUUGGAUAGGUAUGGUUUGUGGUUUUGGAUGGGUAUAGUUUUGUGGUGGACCGGUGGUGGUGGAUGGGUAUGGUUUGUGAUUUAGUGGGUAUCGGUGGUGCUUGGCGAUGGUUUUGAUAGAGUUGAGAUCAGGGUGGUGGGUUUUGGCUGGGGUUGAGAACAGGGUGGGUGGUGGUGGGUUUUGUAGUGGCUGUUGGUAUUGGGGUGAGGUUAGGUUGCGGUGGUAGGGUUUGGAUUUGCAGUUAUUUGUGGCAUUGAUGGUGGUUUUGGUGGAUGGGUGAAGACAUUGGAUAGAUUUUUUUUUUUUUUUUUUUGGUUGUUGUUUGUGGUUGUGAUGGAUCUGGCUGGUAGCUAGUGGUGGCGAUGGUGGGUGGAUGUGGUGAUUGUGAUAUGGGUGGGUGGAUAUGGUGGCCAACGGCAAUGGGUUGAGAAAGAAAGACACAGAGGAGAGAGAGACAGAGACAGAGAGAGGAAGAAUAAAAAAUGAUAAAGAAAGAAUAUUUAAAUGAAGUGUUAAAAAAAUAGAAAUUUUAAUGUAAAGGAUGUUGUAAUAAAGUGAUGUGUUAUAUGUUAUAAAAUUG
Molecule: messenger RNA, 1940 nt
Organism: Quercus lobata
Lineage: Eukaryota; Viridiplantae; Streptophyta; Magnoliopsida; Fagales; Fagaceae
Product: GDSL esterase/lipase At5g45960-like
Exons: 6
Coding region: 88-1191 (367 amino acids)
Molecular function (GO): hydrolase activity, acting on ester bonds
Source: RefSeq, a predicted model, not a curated record